Messenger RNA from Cryptomeria japonica (Japanese cedar), 855 nucleotides. RefSeq lists its product as uncharacterized. Bases 1 to 855 code for a protein of 284 amino acids. The transcript has a single exon. The record is from RefSeq and is a predicted model, not a curated record. Lineage: Eukaryota; Viridiplantae; Streptophyta; Pinopsida; Cupressales; Cupressaceae.
AUGGAAUGGGCUAAAACCUCUAAUCAAAAUAUUGCCAUGCUCCUGCUGGAUUUUGAGAAGGCCUAUGACCGGGUGGAGUGGGCAUUCAUUAUCAUGAUGCUGGCGGCCUUCGGUUUCCUGAAGGAAUUUUGUCAACUAGUUCAGAUAUUGCUUAAGGAUGCUUCUGCCCAAUUGGAUAUCAAUGGUUCUAUCACUAAUGCCUUCAACCUAGGGAGGUCUACUAGACAAGGAUGCCAUCUAGUUCCUGCCUUAUUUGUCAUCGCUUCAGAUGUGAUUUCCUAUUUGUUGAGAGAUGAGAGACUCCCGCCGAGAGUCAAAGGAAUCAGUCUUCCUAACAAAACUGACUUGUUGAACAUCCAAUUUGCUGACAACGCUGCUUUAUUUCUUGAACUAAAUGAAGGAAACAUGGAAUCCCUGACUAAUAAGCUCAAGAUUUUUGGUGAAGCCUCUGAGGCUAAGAUAUCUCAAUCUAAGUCCAUUCUACUGGGUUGGCUGGAGAACCCCCCUGAUUGGCUUAGCAAGUUUGGUUAUCAAUGGGGAGGGCCAUACAAACAGAUCAGAUAUUUGGGCAUACCCUUCUCUGUUUCUCCUUGUCUUAAGGAUAUGGGGCUUUGGGUCAAGAGCAAAUUAGACACUAAAUUAAAUAAGCGGAAUAGACACUAUUUAUCUCUCGCAGGUACAAUUCAAGUUUGUCAGAAGAUCUUGUCUUCAUACAGCAUAUACCAUGCUUCGAUAUGGAUGUUUAGUAAUUACAAAGUGAAUGAUAUUCAGAAGUGCAUUCAGCAAUUCCUAUGGUCAGAUGGGAGAGGCAAUAAGAAGAGGCAUUCGGUCAUGGGAGUGGUGUUGCAAGGAUAA